GUUGGAUUAAUGUCGCCGAAACUAGGUCUCAAUAUUAUGAUGCUUGUCUUUGACCAAGGGAGACAAUUAUUUCAAUUAGUGUUGUGUGAAGCUAGUUUGUGAUAUUUUGUCGUGUGCUAUCGUGACGCGUUGAGCAGUCGUGGAAUUUGUCAUGAUGGACAGAGGCAUGCUAUCAGAGGAAUUUAUGGACCAUGCGUACAACGGAUCUAAGUGAUUUUGGAUUAAUCUACUUGUUGUUUGGGAGCAGAUAGUACUUCACUUAGAGGAGCAGGCCUAAAAGUUGCGAGCAGCCUAUGAUGAAUAAAAAUUGUGCAAGGUGUGGGAAACCUGUUUACUUUGCUGAAAGAAAGACUUCGCUAGGCAGGGAAUGGCACCCAUCCUGUCUCAAAUGUGAGCGGUGCGGUAAAGUUCUCUCCCCUGGCCAACACGCUGAGCACAAAAGCCUCCCGUACUGUCACAACCCCUGCUACAAGGCUCUCUACGGUCCUGCCAUCCUGGGAUAUGGUUCCAACAUUUCCUCCCCGGCCAACUUUGCCCGACCGGACAGACAGGUCAUAUACGGGCCGGACUUGGGAAACGGUUUUAACGAAAUCUUCCGGCUGGAGAACAGCCAGGCAAACAAGGGAGCGAACUCACAGAAAACAAGUGCAAGACAAGUACAGAACACCAAAUUACAUGAGAUACUCCAGAAAAUAGAAGAGUUUAACCAGUACCAUGAGGGCAAAGUUCACCACCAGAUGACAGCUGAAGAGAUGGGUGAUGGUAGCGUCCAUGUGGAGGGUCCACUGCGCAUCUACUGGGGCCUCAGCCAGCCCAUCCAGCUGGUACACUGUGAUAACAUCCCCCCUGCCCCCAUAGCCCACUGGAGACACAGCCUGUGUGUGGGGCCGGAGUCCCCUGACAUUCCAGAGAAAAAAUUCUCCAGCACUUUGAGCUUCAGGGCGCCCCACUCCCCCAGUGGAAAGAGCAAAGAGCUAGAUGACAUGUUUUUUUCACCUUCAUCCCCCGACGAUGUGGUCAGACGGAAGAAACAGGGGGUCAGAAAGUUUAAAACUGUAGCGUACAGGGGGGACCAGCCGACCAAAUGGAAGCGGGCGUCCAUCAAUGGUCAUCUCUUUAACUAUGAUACCAGUGUGUUUACUCCUGUGCUGGGCAGUUGUACCAGUGUCAAUGUCCACAGUUCAUUGACCUCAGGAGAAGUGAUAGAAACUUUGCUGGAAAAGUUUAAAGUACAAAAUAGUCCUGAUGAGUAUGUGCUGUCAAUAGUCAGUGAAGAAGGUGAGCGCAUUUUGUCCAGAACUGACAAACCCCUGCUGGAGAGAUUAAAACUUGGACCAAACGAAACUUUGGGUAAAAUAUUUAUCCGUGAAGCUGGCGGCUCGUCUGUCACUCACAGCACCAACAGCGUCAAAACUACCAUCGCAGAGACAGCAGAGGAGGAAAAUCUACCUCACGAAGUUGAGCAGCUACUAGUAUUACCUGAGGCAGUGCUUCGAGGUAUUUUAGAGAAAUUUUUCAAAGAUGAGGAGAAGGAGGUUCAGACACUUAAAGCCAGAUAUGAGAGGUGUAAAAAACGAAUCCAGCAGAGGCUACAAGAAAUACAAUCUUUUGAAUCUUCGUCCAGAGCAUAGCUUAGGUCAUAGCAAUAAUGAACAAGUCAAUCACACUUUGAUCCAAUACAAGACAGCAAUAAUGAACAGAUCAGUACAAGACAGCAUUUAUGAGCAGAUCAAUACAAGACAGCAAUAAUGAACAGAACAAUACAUGACAGCAAUAAUGAGAAGAACAAUUCAAGACAGCAAUAAUGAACAGAAUAAUACAAGACAGCAAUAAUGAGCAGAACAAUACAAGACAGCAAUAAUGAGCAGAACAAUACAAGACAGCAAUAAUGAGCAGAACAAUACAAGACAGCAAUAAUGAACAGAACAAUACAAGACAGCAAUAAUCAGCAGAACAAUACAAGACAGCAAUAAUGAACAUAACAAUACAAGACAGCAAUAAUGAACAUAACAAUACAAGACAGCAAUAAUGAACAGAACAAUACAAGACAGCAAUAAUGAACAGAAUAAUACAAGACAGCAAUAAUGAGCAAAACAAUACAAGACAGCAAUAAUGAACAGAACAAUACAAGACAGCAAUAAUGAACAGGACAAUACAAGACAGCAAUAAUGAGAAGAACAAUUCAAGACAGCAAUAAUGAACAGAAUAAUACAAGACAGCAAUAAUGAGCAGAACAAUACAAAACAGCAAUAAUGAGCAGAACAAUACAAGACAGCAAUAAUGAGCAGAACAAUACAAGACAGCAAUAAUGAACAGAACAAUACAAGACAGCAAUAAUGAGCAGAACAAUACAAGACAGCAAUAAUGAACAUAACAAUACAAGACAGCAAUAAUGAACAGAACAAUACAAGACAGCAAUAAUGAACAGAAUAAUACAAGACAGCAAUAAUGAGCAAAACAAUACAAGACAGCAAUAAUGAACAGAACAAUACAAGACAGCAAUAAUGAACAGAACAAUACAAGACAGCAAUAAUGAACAGAACAAUACAAGACAGCAAUAAUGAACAGAACAAUACAAGACAGCAAUAAUGAACAGAUCAAUAACAAAGCAACCAAAUAAAGCAGUCAAACUAAAAGCAACAAGGCCAACAACUGUGAUCAAGUUCAAUGCAGCAGUAACAGAGGAUUAAUACAACUGCUUUCACGGAAUAAUGUAGGCUUUUCAGUUUCUUAAAAAUAAAAAGACUACUUGAAUACAAUUUAAUAAAAAAAAAGGUUUUACAUGACAGAUAAAGCAUGUCUAAAAUAAGGUGUGUAACAAAUGUAAAAUACUCUCAGGUCUAGAGUCAAAAUGUAGGCACUGCUGUAUAUUUUGAGUUUGGUCUUCCUUAUAUAAUUUAGCAGAAAGACAGACUUCACAGAUGAUUUAUUCAGCUUACACUAACAUUGAGUGUUAAACCUCAAAAAAUACUUGUGUAAUUUCUUGUAUUAUUUUACUGCAGUCUGUAAAACCUAACCUAAAAAACCACACAUUUAAGGGUUAUUAAGGCUUUGAGUUCAGUGUUAAGUUUGCAUUAAAAUAUGCUUUACAUGUUUUUUUAGCAAAGUAUUAAAUACAGUCCUGUAAUUUUGGUUUAAAUAAUUUUUCAAAAAUGUUUAUACAUAUUAUUAAUUUGUGAAUUUAGUGUCACACCAAGGCUACUGUGUUUCUGCAGAUGAAUCAGUGGCUGGUGUUGCUGCUGAUCUCAUGUCUGUGAGACAGCUGUUAAAACAAAUUUUUUUUUUAUCAUGAGGUUGCCAAAUUUUUGUUUCUCUGUGCUUUUUAUGUAAGGGGCAACAACCUAGUGGGACUAACAUGAUAUUUUAGAGAUUGAAGCCUGUGGAUAGUUGAAACUGAAGUGGUGAAAUUUUUAAAUAUCCUGUGCUUUCAAAUUUACUUGUCAAAAUAAUUGUCCUGUAUAAAUUUAAAAAAUACACACACUGAUAUUUUUAGAUUGGCAUCACCCAUAUUUCAAAGCCUAACUUAAUUUUAAAGAAGGAAGAAAUUAUAUUGUACAGCUUUGCAGAAUUGAAAGUUUUGCUUACUGGUCUGAGAAAUUGGUAUUAGAUAAUUUUGAACUUAUCAAGAUCUGAAUGACUCUUUAUCAAUGAUUAUAUUGAUUUUUAAAAAAAUAUAAUUUUAAAUUUUAUUCUACAAAAUAAACUCAAAUCUCAGAAAAAUGAAAUACCUGGCUGGCACUGGAAGUCUUGAGUGCGGUGUCCAACUGGUGCUUGUGGACCCAAUCAUCUCUCUAUCAAUGGGUGCUUGUGGACCCAAUCAUCUCUCUAUCAAUGGGUGCUUGUGGACCCAAUCAUCUCUAUCAAUGGGUGCUUGUGGACCCAAUCAUCUCUCUAUCAAUGGGUGCUUGUGGACCCAAUCAUCUCUAUUAAUGGGUGCUUGUGGACCCAAUCAUCUCUCUAUCAAUGGGUGCUUGUGGACCCAAUCAUCUCUCUAUUAAUGGGUGCUUGUGGACCCAAUCACUGAACACUCAUGGAGAAGAUUUUGUAGAGCUUCCUAAAUUUUUUUUAAUGUACACUUGUAAAUGUUGAUAUAAUCAGCAAAUUAUUGUGUUGAUAAUCAGAUUAAUAUGCAGAUCUACUGGUUAGCAUGCAUGUAAACCUCAGGUAAUCUGCAUGUUAAUCUGACAAAACCCAGAUAAUCUGCAGAUUAUCCUAUAUAAAACAUGAAGGUUGUGAAUAGCCUUGAAGUUACCUUUGAACUGUGACUAUGCUUUUGGUGAUAUAUGUACAUGUGUAUUUGAUUUAAUUACAUGUGUAUUUGUUUUUAUGUCAAGAUUUGUACGCUGGUUUGUACAAAGUGGCAACCUCUCACUUUCUGCAGGCAUUGCCAGUUAAUGUUACUAAAUUUAUCAGGUGGAGUUUUAGUACAUGAAAUCCAACCUUUAAAUUUGACCAAAAAUGUUACCAUUAUUUCAAAGUACCAUGGCUUCUGUCUUAUUUUGAAAAAAAACAAUGCCAGUUAAUGACCUUUACCAAAAGAGAAUUGUUUUAAAAUGAAAGAUGUUUGUUGCCCAGAUAUUUGAGUUGACCAGAUAUUAUGUUUGCAUCAACAAAUUACUUUCAAUGGUGGAAGUAUUUGCUUACAUGUGCUUUUCAUAUUUUGCUGCUUCAUGUUCCAUGGUGUCAUUUUGCUUUAUCAACUGGAAUAACUGCAUUCAGAAUUGGAUGUUGACUUCUGCCUGUUCAUUAUAGAAUGUAAAUUUCUCGUGUUGAUUUGCCCAAUGUGAUAAGUUUAGUACUACCCUGUGUUUACCCAUGUUGUGUGGAACAGAUGUAUUUCAUUUAAUUUCCUGUGUGUGAUGAGUGUGUUAACUUGUUUAGCUUUCCCCAGGAUGUUAAAUUGUUUUCAAGGCAGCCAAAAAAGAUUUGCUUCACUGGCUUUGAAAUAUUUUUUUUUUGCAUUUUGACAUCAGCCAUCAUUUUGUGAGAUCCCUUUUGUUUGUAAAUAUUUUAUUUAUUAAAAUUUUCAUAUCACCUCA
This is a messenger RNA of Physella acuta, 5039 nucleotides long. Its product is annotated as ras association domain-containing protein 4. Gene Ontology annotation, biological process: signal transduction. NCBI's taxonomy places the organism in Eukaryota, Metazoa, Mollusca, Gastropoda, Physidae. The record is from RefSeq and is a predicted model, not a curated record.